GGGGAAGCUGAACCAUAUUCUGAUCAAAAGCUGCCAGCUUUGUCCACAUGCCGGUGGAGCGGACAGCGGAGAUUGCUGCAAGCCCAGAGACCAUUUGGACCUAUCUAGGGCAGCUUGAACGUUGGCCUGAGUGGGAUGCUGAUAUCAAGAGUAUCUCUGACGUGCAAGGCGGCCUCGUGGAAGGAGGCUCCUUCAUGCUGCACAUGGAGGGCGUCUCUGUGCCGAUCACGAUCAAAGACUUGAAAGAACAGCAAGGUUUCCGAUGGGUCGGGCUCGCGAUGUGCGGCUGCCUCACUUGCGAGGGCGUCUUUCAGCUGCAGGUGCUGGGCAACCAACGGACGAACUUGGAGUACAGCUUCGGACUGGGCAGCUGUUUGGGCUGCGUGCUGAGCACAGUGAAGCGAAAGGAGAUCGUCACGGGCACAGAGGUGGGACUUGCCAACAUCAAAAAGUUCACGGAGGAAAUUGAAGCCUCGAAAAGUUGAGGGGAAAGCGACCCCUGGUGCUGUGGAUGUUUUCAGAUUUUUCAGGUGUUGGAACCCUUGGAACGGAGUUCCUCCGAUUUUUGCUAGGUAGAGAGAGCACCAUGAAAACAAUGGUGCCCUGCUGCCAGCUGCUUGCGCCACCAAGCGCUCGCGAAGGAUGGCCCAGGAUGGCCCAGGGCCUCCUUUCCACGGCAAGAGUUGGACUGGAAUUUUCGAGGAGCGUGCAAAGCACGAGCCACCCCUUUUGGUCCCUGAGAGCCAAUAAAAAUAGAAAGCUGCCGCUUGUGACAUUGUGCCGUGUGGUGC
Messenger RNA from Durusdinium trenchii, 791 nucleotides. The record is from the annotation of a GenBank genome assembly. NCBI's taxonomy places the organism in Eukaryota, Dinophyceae, Suessiales, Symbiodiniaceae.